This is a messenger RNA of Opisthocomus hoazin, 870 nucleotides long. The record is from RefSeq and is a predicted model, not a curated record. NCBI's taxonomy places the organism in Eukaryota, Metazoa, Chordata, Aves, Opisthocomiformes, Opisthocomidae.
AUGCUGGGUGCCACAGCCAACAGGACGCAGGCGCUGAAUUACGGCUGUAUCGUGGCAAACGCAGACAGGCAGGAGGUCCAGCACUACGUGGAGAAGCCCAGCACGUUUGUCAGUGAGAUCAUUAACUGUGGCAUCUACCUGUUCACACCCGCCAUCUUCCAGCACAUUGGCGAGGUCUUCCAGAGGAACCAGCAGGAGCUAGUGCUCUGUCCUUACCUUGGGGAGGAGAGCUCCAACGGCUGGCAGCGUGCAGAAGUGAUCCGGCUAGAGCAGGAUGUUUUCACGGCGCUGGCUGGGAGCGGCAAACUCUACGUCUACAAAACUGAUGGCUUCUGGAGCCAGAUCAAAUCGGCAGGCUCUGCCAUCUAUGCCAGCCGCCUUUACCUGAACCAGUACAGCAAAAGCCACCCAGAGAGGCCGGGCCGGAAAAAACUCCGAGGGGCCCCGCCUUGUGUUGCAGGGAACGUGUACAUCCACCCGACGGCCUCCAUCGACAGCACUGCGGUGCUGGGCCCCAACGUCUCCAUUGGGGAGGGGGUGACGGUGGGAGCUGGUGUGCGCGUGCGAGAGUCCAUCGUCCUGCACGGUGCCUCACUCCAUGACCACACCUGUGUCCUCAAUACCAUUGUGGGCUGGGACAGCACCAUCGGGCGCUGGGCCCGGGUUGAAGGAACGCCCAGUGACCCCAACCCCAACGAUCCCUACGCCAAGAUCGACAGCGAGACCCUCUUCCGGGAUGGGCGCCUCACACCGUCCAUCACAAUCCUAGGUAUGUCCUACUCCAUCCCCGCCGAGUUCGUUAUUCUCCGCUCCAUCGUCCUUCCUCACAAGGAGCUGAGCCGCAGCUACAAGAACCAGAUUAUCCUGUGA